UAUUGGUACUUGUCUUGUGUUGUGUUGUGUGUUGUGUUGUCACAAAAUUGUCCAAGAGCAGAAUUUGUAAAUCCGAUAUCGUCUGAUAACCAACUUAAGCUUACGCCCAACUAUUGCUCAUUUUAAUAUUGUGGAAGCAAUUUAAAAUAGAUCCUCAAAAAAUCUUGAUUAAAUGAAUUUUUCACGUACCUCUGCAGCUUCCAACAAUCGUCGUCUUAACGAAUCUUCAACUACCUAUCCCAACAAUGUCCGCAAACAAAGCUGACCAAUGAACCCCUCAAACAGCCACACUCAUCAUUAUAGUAAAUUAUCGACAUCGGAGACUUUGUCAGCUAAUCCUAGCAGCACAAGUAACAAUAGUGUGAUGUACACAAGAGAUUGGAGGUCAGCGCUUCGCUCACCGCCAACCUAUCGGCUUGGCAAUCGAACGUUUCGUUUCAAUUAUCACUUUGCCCUACUGAUAGCAGCAUCGAUAUCUUUGGGAAUGGUGUUUAUUUACAUGAAGGCAAAAUCCACAUCAUCAUUUGAAACAGUUAGUACGUUGUCAGUGUUUAGUCGAAGCAUUUAUAACACGACGUACCCAUUGACGCCGCCGAAAUAUGCGCGUGGCAUACAAACUUUUCGAAUUGGAAUGGUUGCCGAUUUGGAUACAGCUUCAAAAAUCGGACACUCCUGGAAGAGCUACUUUAAGAAAGGUUAUUUAACUUUUAUCGAAUCUAGAAGAGAAUUGAGAAUCAUUUGGGAUGAUCAGGAACCUCAAGCAAUUGAAAGCAGUUUCUCACUCAAAGAUCGUGGCAUGGAACUAUCCGAAUUGGUUACUUUUGACGGAAAACUACUUAGUUUCGACGAUAGGACAGGACUUGUCUAUAAGUUAGAAAAUGAUAAGCUCAUUCCUUGGGUGAUAUUACUCGAUGGCGAUGGUCAAUCGAGUAAAGGUUUCAAGUCGGAAUGGGCGACUGUUAAAAAUCAAAUGCUCUAUGUGGGAUCAAUGGGGAAAGAAUGGACAACAUCGCAGGGUGAUUUCGAGAACGAGAAUCCAAUGUUUGUGAAGAUUAUUUCGCCGGGAGGUGAAGUUCGCAGUUUGGAUUGGUCGUUUAAUUAUAAGGUGCUACGUGAAGAAUCAAUGGGAAUUGUUUGGCCAGGUUAUAUGAUUCAUGAAAGUGGUGCUUGGUCGGAUGUUCACCAGAAAUGGUUCUUCCUGCCGAGAAGGUGUUCCAAAAACAAGUACAAUGAAACCCGCGAUGAGCAUAUGGGAUGUAAUUUACUUAUAAGCGCAGACGAGCGAUUUUCAAAAGUCACAACGAUAACCUUAGAAAAUAAGGAACCAACUCAUGGUUUUUCAAGCUUUAAAUUUAUUCCAGGCUAUGAGGAUAAAUACAUUCUAGCUAUAAAAUCUGAAGAAUUAAAUGGAAAAACUUCAACUUUCAUCACAGUAUUUGAUAUUGAUGGUAAUGUCUUGUAUCCUGAACAAAGAAUACCAACUGAAUUCAAAUAUGAAGGAAUCGAAUUCAUUUAGUGAAUUUUAUAGUUUUAUGUUUUAAGCUUUAAUAAUUGUAUGAUGAUUAUUGUGGUGUAUAUUUUGUAAAUGUAUUAAUAUUAUGUUAGUUCGGAAUUGUAAUCUUGCCUAGUUAUUUAUUUAUUUGAAAGCAGAAAUUAUAAUAAUUAUAUAGAAAAACGAAAUCGUUCCGAUGACAAAAUCUGA
Eupeodes corollae is the source of this 1702-nucleotide messenger RNA. RefSeq names its product apyrase. Bases 269 to 1516 code for a protein of 415 amino acids. Lineage: Eukaryota; Metazoa; Arthropoda; Insecta; Diptera; Syrphidae. Gene Ontology annotation, molecular function: UDP phosphatase activity; GDP phosphatase activity; calcium ion binding. Gene Ontology annotation, biological process: proteoglycan biosynthetic process. The record is from RefSeq and is a predicted model, not a curated record. The transcript has 2 exons.